This is a messenger RNA of Varanus komodoensis (Komodo dragon), 1766 nucleotides long. RefSeq names its product SH3 and cysteine rich domain 3 (gene STAC3). Bases 63 to 1190 code for a protein of 375 amino acids. Gene Ontology annotation, biological process: skeletal muscle contraction; positive regulation of protein localization to plasma membrane; positive regulation of voltage-gated calcium channel activity. The transcript has 13 exons. Gene Ontology annotation, molecular function: protein binding. Lineage: Eukaryota; Metazoa; Chordata; Lepidosauria; Squamata; Varanidae. Gene Ontology annotation, cellular component: extrinsic component of cytoplasmic side of plasma membrane. The record is from RefSeq and is a predicted model, not a curated record.
CCCAAGAGUCAUCACACACAUAGGCGUCAUGAGCAAAUGGAUCUUUGUUUUGCCUCAUCUGCAUGCCAGUAUCUGGACAAUGCCCGCCCCUUCUCUGUCCCGGUAUGACAGAAAAAGAGAUAUUAGAGCCACCUGCAUCACCCACGUCUGAAGGGGGUAAACCCUCGGAAGGGCUGCAGCGGCUAAAGCAGCUUUUCAAACGCAAGCCCAAGGAAGAGCCUGUCCCGGAAGAACCCCAGGCCAACGGGGAGCUGGUCAGCCCAUCGGGUGGGCCAAUCUACUACAUCUAUGAGGACGAGGAGGACGAGGAGGACGAGGAGCCUGAGCCACCUCCAGAGCCGGAAAAGCCAGUCAACGACAAACCUCACAAGUUCAAGGAUCAUUACUUCAAAAAGCCCAAGUUUUGCGACGUCUGCGCCCGCAUGAUUGUCCUCAACAACAAAUACGGGCUGCGAUGCAAGGACUGCAAAACUCACAUCCAUCAUCACUGUCAAAGCUAUGUGGAAUUUCAACGCUGCUUUGGCAAGAUUCCCCCAGGUUUCCGCCGUGCUUACAGUUCUCCAUUGUACAGUGCCCAACAACUCGCUGGUGCCAAUCGGAGUGAUCCCGUGUUUGAGACGUUACGGACCGGUGUUAUCAUGGCAAACAAAGAGCGCAAAAAAGGGCAAGAUGACAAAAAGAAUCCAUUGGCUGCUAUGAUGGAGGAGGAAUCAGAGGUCCCUAAGCAAGAGACUGGCAAACCUGAGGCAGGAAAUCCAGAAGGACAGAAAGCGGAGAAGAACGCUCCUGAUGACAAGAGCAAGAAGCAGCAGGCGGGGUUCCCACAGUCUCACUACUUCAUUGCCCUUUAUCGCUUCAAAGCCUUGGAGAAGGAUGACCUGGAUUUCCACCCUGGGGACAAAAUUGCCAUUGUUGAUGACUCCAACGAAGAAUGGUGGCGGGGCAAGAAAGUUGGGGAGAUUGGGGAGAAAAUUGGAUACUUUCCACCAAAUUUCAUUAUUCGGGUGCGUGCAGGAGAACGAGUACACAAGGUGACGCGGUCCUUCGUGGGCAACAAAGAGAUUGGCCAGAUCACAUUAAAAAAGGAUCAGAUUGUGGUCCAGAAAGGUGAGGAGCUGAAUGGGUAUGUGAAGGUCUACACUGGCCGCAAGGUGGGGCUGUUUCCUGUCGACUUCAUGCAAGAGAUCUGAGGCCCAGUCCUGGCACUUGUGAUGGUUUCCUAGCCAGGGCUGAAGGAGGCUGGUUGUUUCGAGACAGAUUCCUGGCUAUCAAGGACUCUCUGCAGCGGAGCUGGGUUCUGUGAGUGUCUGUGGCCCAGAGCGACGCUAUCCCAUCAAAGCCUUUGACCUCUGGUCUAGGACUGAAGACAUAUUUCUGAAGGAGUGCAUAUUUCUGCCACUUCUGGGGCCUUGAUGCUCCUCUUCAACUCCAUGGCUUGGUGGCAGACUCCAGAACGGGUGUAGCCAUCAUCCCUUGACAAUGUAGCCAUGGAAGUGCUGGGAUACAGCGAGACUGUUCUGCUUCCUGUCUGCAAAGGAAGCGAUAGAGAUUGUUCACACGGACUGCCAGAUCCGACAAAUGGCUUUUGCUGCAGCAUCCUGCAGGGGGUGUCGAGCUUGUGUGCAUGUGUGUUGACUCAGAGACAAAAUGGCUGCCCCUUUCCUGGCAGGGGUCAGGCCCGGCUCCCUGGGUUGCUUAGAUUGCUUACAUUUUCUUACGUUUUGUGAUGUAUGUUAUCUCUUUCUCUCUACCCUCAACAGCUUGCC